UAAGGAAAUGACGUGAAAAAACUCGGCGGUGUUCCUCGCAGAGGAGUUCUGUUAUUUCCGAGUUUUGAAGAAUCAGUCGUACGAGUUAUGCAGAGACGCACCUGACACAAUGGAUGAGGUAAUUGGGCAGGAGAGUGCAUUUUACGCCAAGGCAGAGGGCUACUGGAAACAAGUGCCUCCCACGGUGGAUGGUAUGCUAGGGGGCUAUGGCAGCAUCUCAAGCAUAGACAUAAACGGCUCUAAGAAGUUUCUGCAGAAGUUCCUUGGGGAGGGGCCGGGCAAGACAAACGCUGGGGUUGCCCUGGACUGUGGCGCUGGCAUUGGCCGCAUCACCAAGCGGCUCCUGUUGCCACUCUUCCGCACUGUGGACCUGGUGGACGUCACACAGGAGUUCCUGGACAAAGCCAAAGCCUCCCUGGGAGAGGAGGGCAAGAAGGUGGACAACUACUUCUGCUGUGGCCUCCAGGACUUCCAGCCUCAGGCCGGCCGCUACGACGUCAUCUGGAUCCAGUGGGUCAUAGGUCACCUUACAGACGAACACCUGGUGGAGUUCUUGCGUCGCUGCCAGGGUGGUCUACGGCCUGGCGGGCUGAUUGUCAUCAAGGACAAUGUGGCGUACGAUGGCGUGGUGCCCGACGAGGUGGACAGCAGCGUGUGCCGUGACCUGCCCCUGCUGCGGAGGCUGAUCAAGCAGGCAGGCCUGGGGAUCGUGUGCGAGGAACAGCAACUCAACUUCCCUGAGGAGAUCUACCAGGUGUGGACGCUAGCACUGAGAUAGGGCCAACCAGUCAGGUGGUGAUGAUGAUGACGACGACGACGACAACAUCAAUAUAAACUGAGAUUGUGCCAUGCAUGCCUGCAUGUCAGGUGAUGGUUGUGUCCUGUACGUUUCUAGGUGUGGGUUUUUGGAAGAUGAAUUUUUGUAUGCGUGUUCCUCCAGUGUCUUUGUAGAAUGUAUGCACUAAACUUUUAACGAGCUCUAUUAAUGUAAACACACAAUAUUGUUACUAUUACCAAGAUUAUGAAAUUGCAGAUAUAUUUAAUAAUGAAUGUACUGUUUGAGGUACAUUAAACUCAGGUAUUGAGUUAUUUUAUGAAAAAUAAAAAUAACUUCAGAGGUCUGUCGUGAGAUGUGAGGUGAUGCACGUCCACUCAGCCGUGGACUAACCUGACCAGCAGAGAGGAAAUACAGGCAUGCUGCUGCUUCUCGUCACAUACGCCUCCUCAGAUUGCACGUUUUUAAAGCUGUUUUUAUUCAGAAAGACAGAUAAUCCAAUCAAUUUACAGGCAAGUUACUCUUCCAAUCAGUCUUUUGCUAUUCAGUGAGAAAGAAGAUGCAGUGACAUUUGGCAUCAGUACACUUUUGUCUGUGCAAGGACAGGAUAGAUUACAUGAAAUGCUGUAACAUAUUUAUAUUUUGUGAUGUUUGUGUGCGUGUUCUGAAAGUGUGUGAAUGUGUUAAAUAUACAUCUUUAAAGUGAAA
Molecule: messenger RNA, 1483 nt
Organism: Alosa alosa (allis shad)
Lineage: Eukaryota; Metazoa; Chordata; Actinopteri; Clupeiformes; Clupeidae
Gene: ntmt1
Product: N-terminal Xaa-Pro-Lys N-methyltransferase 1
Exons: 4
Coding region: 110-778 (222 amino acids)
Biological process (GO): N-terminal protein amino acid methylation
Cellular component (GO): cytoplasm
Molecular function (GO): N-terminal protein N-methyltransferase activity
Source: RefSeq, a predicted model, not a curated record